CUCUCUCAAUUCUUCGGCAGAGCAAAUCUCUAUCUCUCCCUCCUCCUCCUCCUCUGUUAGGGUUUUCAUUGUCUCUCCGUCUUAUGGCCGGCACCGGAAUCCACCCUUACCACCAGCAGUGGCCGCCGGCAGGUGCGCCUCCUCCUCCCGCCGUAGCCUCAUCAGCUCCUCCACCACAUCCGCCGGCCGUACAUCAUCAUCACCCUCCUCCUCCUGGUUUAGUUGACAACCAUAUCCGUCCUCCUUUUGACGAGCUUCGGACAAUCUUCAUCGCAGGGCUUCCCGAUGAUGUAAAAGAGAGAGAGCUUCUGAAUCUCUUAAGAUGGUUGCCUGGUUACGAGGCUUCUCAGGUGAAUUUCAAGGGAGAAAAGCCCAUGGGUUUUGCUCUUUUCUCCACGGCUCAGUUUGCAAUGGCAGCCAAAGAUACCCUUCAGCAUCUGGUGUUUGAUGCUGACUUAAAGUCUGUGAUACAUACGGAGAUGGCUAAGAAGAAUCUCUUUGUUAAAAGAGGAAUUGUUGGGGAUUCAAAUGCUUAUGAUCAAAGUAAGCGCCUACGAACUGGUGGUGACUGCACACACUCUGUAUAUAGUCCGUCUCCUUUCCACCCUCCACCACCUCCAGUAUGGGGACCACCUCAUGGGUAUAUGGCACCUGCACCUCCACCAUAUGAUCCCUAUGCAGGUUAUCAUGCUCCCCCUGUACCAAUGCCUGCGCCCGCACCUAUAGCAGCUCCUAGUUCAUAUGUGCCCGUCCAGAAUAUUAAGGACAAUCCUCCUUGCAAUACACUAUUUAUUGGUAAUCUGGGGGAGAAUAUUAAUGAAGAAGAAUUGAGGAGUCUGUUGAGCGCGCAACCUGGUUUCAAGCAAAUGAAAGUUCUGAGACAGGAAAGGCAUACAGUUUGCUUUAUUGAAUUCGAGGAUGUGAAUAGUGCCACUAACGUUCACCAUAAUUUGCAAGGUGCUGUCAUUCCAAGUUCUGGUUCAGUUGGCAUGAGGAUCCAGUAUUCCAAGAAUCCAUAUGGGAAAAGGAAGGAAGGCGGCGGCUAUUCGUUUUUUCCUUCUCCGAGCGCAAAUGGAGCUCAAGGAGCCUUGACAUAUCAGUAGGCCUUGAAUGGGGGAUGUACUCUCUUCUUUAUCUUCCAACAAACAAGUGCACGAAUAGGAUGCAUUUUGCAGGCAGUCCGCAUUGCAUCCAUUUCAUUCUCGACAUUUUUUAAGCAUCAGCAUUUGCUUCUUUCUCAUGUGAUGGAUGCAUAUAGUGCGACCUCAUCAACAUUACAUGUUUCAUGUUUCUAUUAGCUUUGCUACAUGCAUUGUCAGUGUGGUUUUUUUAAUUCUGUAGGAGUUGGGUUUUGCCAUUUGUUUGUCUUCUUUCUGCUUCAUUCAACGCAUUACCCUUGUGGGAUUCAUUUUCAUAUCUUUGACCAAGCCAUCCCAAUGAAACUCCAUUUGCUAUAUUAGCUAGGAAAAACCAGAUCAUUACGUUACAUGAUGACAUCCAGAGGUCUUUCAUCAAACUUCAUUUCACUGCAUGGCCUAUCUCUAUCACAUCGAAAACAUAACAUUACAUUCUGUGGAAUGCGGCUGGUCACAUGGUCUAUCACAUCGGUGUCAUUCUUCAGCAUCUCCCAUCUUGAUCAUUCUGUGUUCUUAGGCUGAUGAACAAGCACAUCCCAUUUUGUUAGUUAUUAAAAGUUGAGGAUAGGCACUCCAUGACAUGGUAGGUUUAUACUUGAGGCAAUAUAUAAAUCCAUCCCCAAGUCUGGCUUGGCCUUAUGCAGGGACAAUGAGGUAGGAAACUUUUUACCUGCAAACACUCCUGGCUCGAACCCAUGGCGGGAAGGGCGAUCUCCCUGGGUCCAACUAUUAUGUUCUAGCUAGAGAGAGAUGGGGCCGAUGCUGGGCCUCAGUGAACUACUAUCUUAAUUAACCUGAUGUUUGUUUUGAGUAUUUUCCCUUUAUCUAGUGGAAUACCUCCUCAUGAAAGAACACUGUAUUGAAUCUCUUUCUUAAAUCUCUAUUUUCUCUC
This is a messenger RNA of Eutrema salsugineum, 2028 nucleotides long. Its product is annotated as cell wall integrity protein scw1. Lineage: Eukaryota; Viridiplantae; Streptophyta; Magnoliopsida; Brassicales; Brassicaceae. Bases 84 to 1103 code for a protein of 339 amino acids. The record is from RefSeq and is a predicted model, not a curated record. Gene Ontology annotation, molecular function: mRNA binding. The transcript has 9 exons.